Messenger RNA from Prunus persica (peach), 2254 nucleotides. RefSeq names its product ethylene-responsive transcription factor ERF118. Bases 841 to 1860 code for a protein of 339 amino acids. The record is from RefSeq and is a predicted model, not a curated record. The transcript has 2 exons. Gene Ontology annotation, biological process: regulation of DNA-templated transcription. Gene Ontology annotation, molecular function: DNA-binding transcription factor activity; DNA binding. Lineage: Eukaryota; Viridiplantae; Streptophyta; Magnoliopsida; Rosales; Rosaceae.
AAAGGUAUCUGCAAUGAGGAUUUAUAUAUUUAAUUUUCUGUCUGGGAUUUUCGAUAAAUAGGCUUUUUAAAAUCCAUGGAGAUUUUUGCUUUGUUCAAUCUCUGAAGGUCAUUUUACUCCGAUUUUCUAUUCCAUUUUUUAUGUCUCCCUCCGUAGUCGGUACUGUGUGUACAACUGAGGCGGUCUCUACAACUUGGACUGUUAAAUCGAUAAUAACUAUUUAACCACUCUCUUGCACGUUUUUGUGAGAGAAAAUCGUGGCCAUAGAUUCCUAAUCCUCUCACCUUUUGACCCAAGCUCUGAGCUUUUGGGUAUUUGCUGGUGUGCUAUAUGCUAUUAUUGCCUCUAACAAUCUCCUUUUCGCUUUGGCUCUCUCCUUCACAGAGUUAAUACACAAAGAACAGAAAGGGUUUUGGGUUUGCUCUGAGGAACAGAGAGUGAAAGGAGGCUGUGUAGAGAGAUUUAUGUCGGCUAGCUUUGCUUUGGCUGUGAUUGGGGCUCUGUUGAAGCUCUGGAUUUUGACUUCAUCUUUUUUCUCUGCGUACCUUGUCAUCUGCUUUAUGCUUCUCUGCUGGUUCCGGCAGAGAUUAAACCCGGUGAUUUCAUCUGUUUCGAUGAGUUUGAGACCAAAAAGGACUUGUUCUGGAUUACAAUACUUUGGGGCUUUUCAUAUAAAACGAUUUUCUUUCCUCUUCUUAUUCCUGAGAGGGGAUCUAACUUAAUACCACCACCCUGAUCUGAAAUCUCAAUUUUAAUUUUGUUUUCUUCACCUUUUUUUUUUCUGGGUAUUUUUGAGGGGUUUUGGAGAGACGGUAGUUUUCUUUUAGCCGGUUUCAGAAAAUGCCGGAGCCUCGGAAGCAACCGCUGAAUCAGCGAAAUGGUUUCAGAAAGUUUAAGGAAGACCGAUUUCCUGCUGAAGACUACAAGAAGGUGAGGAAAGUUCGUGUUAUCUGUUACGAUCCUGAUGCUACUGAUGAAUCAUCUUCGAGCGAAGAUGAAGGAAGGGGUAGAAGCUAUGUCAAAAAACCAAAACGCAUAAUUCAUGAAAUCAAUCUUCAUCCCAUUUUCACCCCUCCAGCUAAGGUCGUCGUCGAGCCCGAGAGUUCAUGUCAAGACAGCAACAAUGGAGUCAAAACCCCAAAACCCAAGGUGGGGUUUUUCGCCAGAACUUCAAGGAGACAGUCCUCUUCACCUUUCAGAGGUGUAAGGCAAAGGAAAUGGGGAAAAUGGGCCGCUGAGAUUCGUGACCCUUUCAAAGGGCGUCGUACCUGGUUGGGUACUUUCAGCACCCCAGAGGAUGCUUCCAAGGCCUAUGAGGCCAAGAGGCUUGAGCUCGAAGAACUGUGGGCCAGGGAAACAGCUGCUCCGGCCACCAGCUCUGAGAAAAGCAACAACACCUCAUCGUCUGCCGUUGUGUCUCAUAUGUCCUACGCCAACAUCCAACAACCUGUUUCUUCCGAGGACUCUGACUCUGCCUUGUCUCGAAGGUCUCCUUCUUCGGUUCUUGAUUUGGAGACUUCGGCUUCCAAUAACAUUGGAAAUGUUGUUGAUUUGGAGAAGGAGGUCGUCGAUGAUUCUCCUGAUCUUGGAGAGCUGCAAAUACCCGACUUGGGUUUUCUGGAUGAUCCUUUGGGCUCGCUUCCAUUUGAGAAUGAACUUAGCCUGGGACCGGAGCUUGACUCGCUUUGCUUGGAGGAGUUUGGUAAGUUCUUCAACGAGUUCAGUAGCAUUGAGGAUGUCCAGAUUGGUGGGAUUAAUGGCUAUGAGCCUACCAGUCUUCCUGACUUUUACUUCGAGGAUCUUGGCAAGGAUGAUAUCGCUUGUUGGUUGGAUGAACCCCUCAACAUAGCAUGCCAAUAAGUUUUUGCAGCUAGGAGUAUCUAAGUUUAGCCGCUUCUUAUUAUAAUUAUUACUAUAAUCAGUUAUGAUUUUGCAGCAAAUAGGUGAAAUCUCAGGAAUUCUAACAUGAGUUCUUGAGAGUGAGUGGUUGUUUAAUUUAUUCGUUGGUUAUAGAGAAGAUUUAGGGAGAAAUGAGCGGCAUUGUAGUGUGCUGAGUGUGAGUCCUUGGGUUUUCUUGUGCUAUUCGAGCCGUCCAAGGGUUGUCAUAUUUGUAGCAGAAAGGGUUUUUACGUUUAUCUGAAGCAGAGGAGUCUCUGCAAAAUUGCAAAUGUCCUCUAUUAUCUCUCUUUUCUUUUCUCCGUGAUGUAGUAAUGAACAUGAGUUUUUACAAUGAAUAUUUGCUUUACCUAAUUCA